AUGAGCAACGAGGAGGGAAAUGAAGGCAGUCCGGCCAGAGAUGAAGCCAAACCGACACGCAAAAGACAGGGCUCGCCCCAGCCGGUGGCGAUUCCGGGGGCUCAGGAGGAAGCGAGCAUCCCGGCAUUACCUCCCUGGGUGGCCGGAGGAUCCCCGGCAAAGUUCGUGACGCACGAGGAGCUCGUCAAAAUCACUCAUGACAUGGAGAAUAUGGAGCUCGUGCACGAGAUCGCCAUCGAUCCGAACUUCCAGAUCCCAGACAAGCCGGCGCAUCCGCUGCAACGGGCUGCUCGGUAAAACAAGAAAAUAGGAAGACGAGAAUUCCAUGCUUUGUAUUUCCAGUGAGUCGAUGCAUCGUGCUUAUUAUGGCCAAUUACGUCGUGAUCUGGCUAAAGAUCCGCCAGUGUAUGACUUCUGUUUUGGAUUCAUUUUGGAACUGAAAAUGAUGAUUAUGGAGGACAUUCUGACCGAGCAGCACACCCGAUUGAAGGCCGAAAUCGAUACAAUGAUCGACGAAGGUCGGUUUCUCCUCUCCCGGCUAGAAUGUAUCCACGCAGAGUCUUUCCAGCAGCUCUUCGUAACCAACUGGAGGAGGAAACAUUGGAUGUGAUGGAGGUCAUGAAGUACAUUAUCAACCUGUGCUCGAGACUUUGUUCACCUGUUCGUGAUCCAAUCAUUGCUGAGUUGAAAAACAGAACUGACAUCAUCGACACAUUCCAGUAGGGAAAUUCAAUCAGAAACAUUCAAAAACUUGCUCAUUUGCAGAGGUACAAUGGAUCUGCUGGAACUGAUGAAAAACGAUCUGACCAACUAUCAGAUCUCUCAAAAUCGUUCGGCCAUCGAAGAGUAUAGCGUCAGGCAGGAAUACGAUAUGUUCCAGAAGCAGUUGGAAGAAGAUCCGAACGGAUGCAACUUCACAAGAGAAUGGCUGCACGCGGCUUUCGAAGAAUUGUUCAACGGCGAGAAGGAAUCAGAGGAAAGCAGUUCGAAGAAGGAAAAGAAAGAAGAAGCGACGGAUUCCGUCCUGGUGGAUACGACGAGUCGUGGAUACGUGAGGCUGGUGCAGGUGGAGGAGUAUCUGCCUUUCCCAGAGACCCUCAAGAUCGACCGACUGAAAAUCGAACUGCUCGCUGAGAAAUUCCUUCAAAUCAUUGUUUGCGCAUCUGCUGUUUUCGUGACCUGCAAUGUGGCCGGCAGAGAGGUAUCCGAGAGUUCGGACUUCAAAAAGACACUCAAGGAGCAUCUGGUAGUCAUCACAAACGACAUUGACGAGGAGUAAAGGGGAAUUCAACCGAGAAAUGCUUAUUUUGAAUUUGCAGUAGACUAAAGACGGCUUUGGAAAAGAUCGCUGAACAAUGCGUCAAGGAGGCUAAAGAAACGGCCGAGAAGCUGAAUGUCGAGUGGAAUGACGAGAAGUCCUCUUCCCUGCGCAACCAAAUCAAUGCCCUCAUUAACGUGGAAAAUCCGAUUCGCAGGCUCGUCUAUAGCCGUGUCUCAAGUUUCGUCGAAGAGAUGCUCCGCAGCCCGACCACGGUUCCUCACCGUCUUCUGCCCGGUCUCUCUGUCGUUCAGUCCGAACUGUGCGCUUUCACAUCCAAGUGAGCACCCCACCCCUUUUCCCUCUUCCAAUAACACUUUUUCAGAUUCCUCCGUCUCUGCGUUCACAAUCGCAAGACUUUCUACAAAAUGUAUUCCAAUCUGAUUCUAGAAUUCCAAGGCCACGCCCCUUCCACCCACGCCAUCUACCAUGCCGACAGCCCGUCUUCCAUGCCCGGUCCAUCCUCUGCGCCCGGUCCGAGCAGCUCCUCCCAAUGA
This is a messenger RNA of Caenorhabditis sp. 36 PRJEB53466, 1815 nucleotides long. NCBI's taxonomy places the organism in Eukaryota, Metazoa, Nematoda, Chromadorea, Rhabditida, Rhabditidae. The record is from the annotation of a GenBank genome assembly.